AUGGCAUCCCCAACUGCACCCCCCGAGACCACCUCUUUUCUCCUCACCUACCCAACACCUCAAAUCCUCCUCAUAACUAUUAAUCGUCCGCAAGCCAUGAACUCCAUACCCAGCUUUGCCCAUUGGGAAGCUGAUGCUAUUCUCACCUGGUUUGACAAUUCCCCUGAUUUGCGCGUUGCCAUUAUUACCGGAGCAGGAGAAAAAGCAUUUUGCGCCGGCCAAGAUUUAAUCGAGCAAGCUAAAUUUAAAAUUGAUCCUCCGCCAAUGUCGACUCGUAGGCAUCCACCCAGCGGAUUUUGUGGUAUCAGUAGGCGAGUGGGCAAGAAGCCCGUUAUUGCCGCAGUCAAUGGUUUCGCGCUUGGUGGGGGGUUUGAAAUAUGUUUAAACUGUGAUCUAGUCGUUGCAUCUCCGUUGGCAACAUUUGGUCUUCCUGAAGCAGCUGUGGGCCUCUACGCCGCAGCGGGUGGUCUUCCGCGCAUAGUGCGCAAUUGUGGACUUCAAAUAGCUACAGAAAUCGCAUUGACUAAUCGGAAACUUACCGCCAAGGAAGCACUUUCAUACAAUCUAAUUAACAGAGUCGCCCAAUCUCCGGAGACGGUAUUGAAGGAGAGUAUGGAGCUCGCAGGGAAAGUAGCAGCUUUGAGCCCGGAUGCGGUUAUCGUAUCGAGAGCGGGAUUGAGAGAGGCAUGGGAGACAGGGAGUGUGGAAAGAGCUACACAGAUUGUUGCACAGAGGUAUGAUCAGCAAUUGUUCGAGGGUGAGAAUAUGCAGAUUGGGUUAGAAGCAUUUGCAGGGAAAAAGAAGCCUCUGUGGGUGCCGAGCAAGAUUUGA
Botrytis byssoidea is the source of this 831-nucleotide messenger RNA. RefSeq lists its product as uncharacterized. Gene Ontology annotation, molecular function: enoyl-CoA hydratase activity. The transcript is spliced from 2 exons. Bases 1 to 831 code for a protein of 276 amino acids. NCBI's taxonomy places the organism in Eukaryota, Fungi, Ascomycota, Leotiomycetes, Helotiales, Sclerotiniaceae. The record is from RefSeq and is a predicted model, not a curated record. Gene Ontology annotation, cellular component: mitochondrion. Gene Ontology annotation, biological process: fatty acid beta-oxidation.